GAAAUACGCCUCUUAAUUCUUUUCAAAACAGGUUUCAUAAAUCUCAAUUAAAUAUAAUAAUUUACAGCGAUUUAUAUAAUAACAAUAUAAUAACAUUGAGUGAUAAUCACGUUGUCGUUCGAAUUCUAACCACAGUUUUAUCCGGAGGAAAGAAUUAAAAAGAAAUAUAAUUCUAACAUUUCUAUACUUCUCCAUUUCAAUUACUCUUACAUAUAAUCGACUACAAUACUUUAUACAAUAUUAUCUAAAAGAAUCAUUCGUAUAAUUCCAUCCCCAUUGGUAAAACGGAUGAUAAUUAAUUUCGAAUAAUAAUUAAAGAGUAAAAGAUAACGAAUUACGUAAUAACACUUGCGACAAAGCUCAGGGUUCUCUCACGAAUUCUCCGCGAAGCCUAAGCAAUACGCCUUUGGAGAAACCUUUUCUCGCGUAUUACGUUACGCAUAGAUUAAAAAAAAAAAAAAAAAAAGAAUGAAGGAGGGGGCGGUGCACGCAAUACGCGAAAGCUAAGCCGUACCUCGACCUCUGGCUGAUACCAGUCGAUUCCUCGUUGUCCCUAUGCGAUGAAACGAUCCGGAUUAUCGUCGCUCGGUUAAUUUUCGCAUUCGAUCGAGUUAAUUACACGCGUUUACGACGCGUCGAAGAUUGUAAUUAGCGGUGGACGCGCGACGAUCGAUUCACCGGUUCACCAGGCUUUCAUAAUUACUACCUACCUAGCCACACUAGUGGGUGAAGGAGAGAUAGAUAGAUGGAUAGAUAGAGAGAGAGAGAGAGUGAGUGGAUAAUCAACAGGGAGCUCGUUGAUCGGCGAUUCGACGACAGAGGGUGGUCAUCAGGGCUUCCACCGAUUAUCGAAUCGAUUUUUGCCGUGUUCAAGUGUGCAAGUGUUGCGUUGAUUGUUGAUCGCGGAAAGAAUUGCGCGUGAAAAUUGUGGUCGUGGUCUCGACGACGACGAGUGCAAACGGAGGAGACAUGCCUUCCUCGGAGAAGACUUCGUUGACCGGCGAUAAUCCGUCCAGGGUUUACUACGGUCAAGACGCGUUGCCGUUUUAUUCUCAUAGGAGGAGGAGACAACUGUUGCGGAUUCGAUGUAUCGCGUACACGAUCGCGGUAGCGAUCUUCACCAUGGCUCUCGUGGUGACGGUGAGCUACUCCGUGAGCCACGACAUGAUGGACGCGGGGCCGAAUCUGACAGCCCCCUCGUUCGAGUCCAACGCGAAUCUUACCAGAUCUUUGAAGAAACUGAAGCUAGGCUUCGCCCCCGGAUCCGGUUCGUACACGUUGUUCAGCAACCCGUCCAUCGCCCCGUCCAAUUCAAUCUUCGUGCCUGGUCAACAACCGUCGAGAGAAACCGUGACGAACCGGGGAUUGUCCAAGGAGGAGGUGAGAGAGGGGUUGAAAGCUGGCCGCCAGGCGGUUACCGAGCGACUGUUCACGGACGCUUCAACGUCGCCGUUGACCUCGCCGUCGCCUGAAACCAGGCAUCGUCACGCGGUCAGCACCUGCGUCGAUGCCGGCACCCUGGCCCUGGCCGCUGUUGCCGAGCUUGCGGCAACGAGAAAGAUCGAGAAAUUGAGGGAGAGCCAGGGAGAGCCGUCCGCCGUUGGAAGCUUCUUCGACGCAGGAUGGAAAAUUUUUGGCGCGUGCAAGCAACUGACCACACCGGACUGUCCACCCACGGCCAAAUACAGGACCUUCGACGGAAGUUGCAACAGGCCUAUGCAGAUGGGAGCAGCGAUGACGCCUUUCAUAAGACACUUGCCACCUAAUUACGGGGAUGGCAUCAACUCGCCCCGCAGAGCCGUCUCAGGCGCCGACUUACCCUCGGCGAGGGAGGUCAGCCUGAUAGUGCACAAACCUUCGCCGAGCAGCAACCCGAGCUUCACAGUGAUGCUGGCCGUUUACGGCCAAUUUCUGGACCACGAUAUCACCGCCACUGCGCUCAGUCAAGGUCUGAACGGCACCUCGAUCCCGUGUUGUCCGCCGUCCGACGCUCAUCCCGAGUGCUUCCCCGUCCCCGUCUCCUCCGGGGAUCCCGUGUUCGACGUCGCAGGGAGAACCUGCAUGGACUUUGUCAGAUCGGCCCCGGCACCCCAGUGCAAACUCGGCCCCAGGCAACAGUUGAACCAGGUAUCUGCGUUCAUAGACGGAUCGAUGAUUUACGGGACGGAGAAGAACGCGGCCGAGAAUCUGCGCGAGUUCAGGGGCGGCCGUUUGAGGAUGCAACUGACCCCCGACAAUCGAACCCUCCUGCCCCCUAGCACGGAUCCCAACGACGGCUGCAACCGUGAGACCGAGAGGCGCAGGGGGAGAUACUGUUUCGCGGCAGGGGACGCGAGGGCGAACGAGAAUCUUCACUUGACCACGAUGCACCUGUUGUGGGCCCGGCAGCACAACAGGGUGGCCGAGCGACUGGCGAGGAUCAACCCGUCGUGGGACGACCAGACGCUGUACGAGGAGUCGCGACGAGUGAUCGGCGCCCAAUUGCAACACGUCACGUAUCGGGAGUUCGUGCCAAUAGUUCUGGGCGAUGAGGAGACGGAUAAGAGGGAUCUGAGACCGCUGAGAUCUGGCCACAGAGAGGAGUGGAAAUUGGAUGACGCGACUGUCGAUCCGAGUAUAGCGAACAGUUUUGCCACGGCCGCCUUCAGAUUCGCCCACACCUUGUUGCCCGGAUUGAUGAGGAUGACCGACGAGAGGGCGGGCACCUCCUCCUAUGUGGAGUUGCAUCGGAUGCUGUUCAACCCUUACAGCCUGUACGCGGAGGGCGGGUUGAGGAGUUCCAUCGCAUCGGCGACCGGAAACGUGAUCCAGAUGACGUCCGCUCACGUCACGUCUCAGCUGACCAAUCACCUGUUCGAGGAUCCAAUCGCCAACACGAGCGUCCCAUGCGGCCUGGAUCUGGUCUCGUUGAAUAUACAGCGUGGAAGGGAUCACGGGCUCCCGGGUUACACAGCUUGGAGGGAAUAUUGCGGAUUGGGAAGGGUGGAAAGUUUCUCCGACUUGGAUGGCCACCUAGAUCCACGCACUCUCGAGGAUAUUUCGUCGUUGUACGAGUCCGUUCACGAUAUCGAUCUGUACACGGGCGCUCUGGCCGAGUUGCCUAACGCUGGCAGCAUCGUUGGAUCCACUUUCAUGUGCCUGAUCGCCGACCAGUUCGUCAGAUUGCAGAGGGGAGACAGAUUUUGGUACGAGCUGGGUGGACAACCUCAUUCGUUCACCGAAGAUCAACUUACCGAGUUGCGUAAGAUGUCGCUGGCGAGGUUGAUUUGCGACUGUUCGGAUGAGAUAGGACAGAUUCAGGCGGAAGUGAUGCGAGCAAUCGGUCCCGAGAAUCCCGUCAUCUCUUGCGAGGAUAUACCUGCGCCAUCUUACGAGCCGUGGAAGGAAAUCGAGCGAGAAUCGUUCAAUUGGACGGGUUUGAGGAACGAUAUUAACAACACGAUCGAAGAGAUCGUGGCUUAUAUCAACAAUUCCAGGACCAAUUUGGACAACGAUUGGGCAGCGUUUAAGAAUUACGUAAGCGAUACGUUUACCGAUCUUAGAAAUCAAUUGUCCGAGUUGCACCCAACGAACGAUAGCCAAGAAACCCAAACACCCAAAGAGAGAUCGGAUUUUGAAACUGGAGAAGCGUAUCGAUAUUGGAACGGUUUGAAAGGUAACGUGACGAGAUGGCUGAAUCGGUCUAUGAGGACGAUGACUGGCGGCCCAGCCGCGGUGACCAAGUGGAUGGCGUUUAAACGAAGCGUCGUCGAUCAGUUUGCCAAUUUGAAGGAACAGAUCGCGGCCACGAGGGCGGAUAUUGCGCCCAAAUUGGCGACGAAGAAGAGGUACGAGCAGGUUUCGAAUAGUUCGAGAAUGAGCGACGCGAUUCCGGCAAUCUUCGAUUGGAAGAACUUCAAGAGCAACAUAAUAUCCUCCUUGAACGACACUAUUACCAAUAUGAAAGACGACAAAAUGCCUCCUCCCAUCGAUGAUCAAGCUACGUCCAGAGGCGACAAGGAUUCUGCGUUCGAAAUCGAUAGCCAAAGAUCCGUCGAGCAGGAAUCAAACGUGUCCUCCGAUUGGUUGGCGUACAAAGAUCAGAUCGUCAAAACGGUGAACGAGAUCGUGGAUAAAAUCAAGAAUGGAAUGCCUCCCCCCGGCGAUCCAGCUUGGGCCACGUACAGAAACGAGAUUAUCAAAAGUUUCUCCAACUUCGAGACCAUCCCUCCGUCAUUGGAACGCGCCACGUUGUUCAAUGCCAAGGAAAACGUUCCUUUUCAUGGUUCAUCAGUUGUUACGAGUAACGACGUGUCCAAUCUGACUCUCGAUUGGUCAGAGUUCAGGGCCCGAAUCAACGAUUCCGUGACCAGGAUGAUGGAGGAUAUUCUGAGCAAGAGACCUACGGAGAUCGAUCCGAUCGCUUGGGCAACGUUUCGAGUUAUGAUUAGAAAUGAAUUCGCGGGGUUGAGAAGCGAGAUUGGGAGCAUUAAAGACGAGUGGCUGGAAACUGACAGAGGAGAAAAUUCGUCGAACCUUCGAGCAAACUGGUUCGAAUAUAAUUAUUCCGAUCCGUUCGUCGUUCCAUCGAGGGAGGAAUGGGACGAGUUUAAGAAAGGGAUCAACGAUACCGUGAUGAAUAUCCUGAUCAUCGCCAAUUCGUCCGACGAGUUCAGUUUCGACGAGCUUCACGGGAUGUUCAAUCGAUCUUUCGCCGAUCUUAAGAAUCAGCUGUCGUCUUUGAGAACGUUGAUCGAGGAGACUUACAAUAACGAGACGGCCGCGGAUUGGCUCAUCUUCCAAGCUCAAUUGAAUUCCACGGUUAAGUAUCUGGUCGACGGUUUGACGGCGAACGACGAAUUGUCCAUCGAAGAUGCGACGGACGUGUUGCUGAAGGCAGAAGAUGAGUUGUCGAAUGUUCGAUUGCCGGCUAAUUCGGCCGCGAUCCCGCCAACCGAUUGGAUUCGAUACGCGUCUCACGUGAACAAAACGAUCUCGGACGCUCUGAGAAACAUCAACGAAACUGGAAGGAAUCAUCAUGGAACGAUGAUGCUCAGAGCGGAAGAGACGGUAGUAACGUCAUCCUCGUCGUCCAACGAUCCUGAGAAAAUCAGAACGAAUUGGUUAAUCGUUCCUUGCCUUCUUGCCUCGUUCGCAACGGUAUCAAAGUUCCAAAUUCGCGUGUAAAUUUUUCUUUAUUUUAAUCACUGUAUAUAUUCUAUUGUUUAUAGAAACAGACUUUUAUUAUAUUAUAUACUAACCAAGACAAGAAUGAGAAUAUAUAGGAAGAAUGGAAGAGAAAGUGACAGUGUUAAUUCAAAAGUUCCUUUUCUAAGAUUCUACUUCUAAAAAAAAAGAAAAAAAAAAAAUGGUCAACGUAUGACACUCCGAUGGAUUUUGAUAUUCUCUCAACAAUAUUUGAAAAUUAUCAAAAUCCAUCCAAGGGGAGGUUUCGAAAAAAGUUCUAACUUAAUUCUAAUAUAAUUAAUUAAUUGAUCGAUUAAUCAAUAAUAAUAAUAAA
Apis mellifera (honey bee) is the source of this 5500-nucleotide messenger RNA. RefSeq lists its product as uncharacterized. The transcript is spliced from 6 exons. Gene Ontology annotation, molecular function: peroxidase activity; heme binding. Bases 970 to 5166 code for a protein of 1398 amino acids. Lineage: Eukaryota; Metazoa; Arthropoda; Insecta; Hymenoptera; Apidae. The record is from RefSeq and is a predicted model, not a curated record. Gene Ontology annotation, biological process: response to oxidative stress.